AUGUCAGGCGAGCAAGACCCUCCAAAACAGUCACCUCCACUGAAAUUUGAUCCGGUGUAUUAUCUUGGUUCAAGUGAUGGUCCUGGUAAUGUAAUUACCCCUAUUCAAUUGAGGGGUGACAAUUACGACGAGUGGGCAAGAGCGGUAAAACAUUCUUUGACGGCGAAGAGGAAAUUCGGCUUUGUUGAUGGAUCGAUUAUGAAGCCGACUGACCCAGAAAAAAUUGAGGAUUGGAUCGCAGUGCAUUCGAUGUUGGUAUCUUGGAUAAACAAUACACUAGAUGCUUUUGUGCGUUCGACUCUUGAAGAUUAUGAUGAUGCGAGUGUUUUGUGGACCAAUCUGAAAAAUAGAUUUUGUGUUGUAAGCGUUACUCGGAUUUGCUAUUUGAAAAUGGCCUUAGGGGAAUGCAAGCAAGGGAUAUCUGAAACUGUUAGUGGUGGGCAGAUUGAGGAAGAGAUGGACGAGGGCCUGGUAGAGGUGGACGAGGGGGAGGCCGUGGUGUGCAUACUGGCAGUAGAGGAAGCAGGGGUGGCAGUAGUGACUACUCAGUGCGUGCAAACAAAGUCAGUACCUCAACGGACCCGACUAAUGGAAAUUCAACCGCAACAGUCUUGGACUUCCUAA
Ricinus communis (castor bean) is the source of this 624-nucleotide messenger RNA. RefSeq lists its product as uncharacterized. Lineage: Eukaryota; Viridiplantae; Streptophyta; Magnoliopsida; Malpighiales; Euphorbiaceae. The record is from RefSeq and is a predicted model, not a curated record. The transcript has 2 exons. The coding region runs from base 1 to 624 and encodes 207 amino acids.